Molecule: messenger RNA, 1260 nt
Organism: Microthlaspi erraticum
Lineage: Eukaryota; Viridiplantae; Streptophyta; Magnoliopsida; Brassicales; Brassicaceae
Source: the annotation of a GenBank genome assembly
AUGGCCGGCUUUGGUAAAUCUCAAAAGGGUCGUGGCGGCAUAAGCGGUGGGAUGGGUCAGAGCCCUAUUCCGGAGACAAUCCCACCGCGUGGCUCGACUCUUGCUCCACAGGCGUCGCCGCGUGGCUCUGCUUCACACCCACAGCCGAUCCAUCCCCAACCGCUUCGUCCACCGCCGUACGUUCCACCACAGUGGACUCCACCACCGUACAAUCCACCGCCGGAAGGUCCAGAGACAGACGCUGAACCAAUGGAGGAUCAAUUCCCGGAACAGGCUCAACCACCACCGCAUCAAGAUCCACCGAUGAGUAUCCACGACUUGCUGCAAACACCAGGUCGUGCUGACUAUUUACCCAUCUUGGACCCUCUUCCCACCGCAAACACAAUAUGGUUUGAUCGGGAUGAUGGCAAAUUGGUUCGCAAAAUAUCCAAGAUUUUGAAAAGCAAGUUUGAUGGUCCAUACUACUGCUGGACAAAAACGCCUCCAUAUGUUCAAGAUAGGUGUUUCAUAGCCUUUGCGCAAGCAUACCAUUGGGAUCCCUUGGUCCAUUCACUCGUGGAAGACGAAUUCAAGGCCAUUGCAUUGAAUCGGAUGAAAGACAUGGUCUCCAAAGCAAGGACAAAACGGGUUCGACCAAGUUGGAUUGGGGAAACAUUGUGGGAGAGUAUGUGCGCUUACUGGUCCACCGAGGAGGCCAAAGCGAGAAGUUCUACUGCAUCAAAUGCAAUCAAAUUUCCGAAAGAUGGACUUGGCAAGCGCAUACAUCGGUCAGGACAAAAGUCCUAUUCACGCAUUCAGAGAGAUAUGGAAAAAGAGCUUGGAAGACCGGUGUCAAUCGGAGAAGUGUUCAUAAGGACACAUACACUGCCUGACGGAAGUUUCGUUGAUCCAAAGCCUCAGCAGAUUGCUGAGACUUAUGAAAAAAACUUAGAGGACGAGAUGUCUCAGCUUAUGGAUGACGAAACUGAUUGUUCUUCUGAGCUUACCACAGCUGCAAAAGACAAUGUCUUUCUCAAGUCAACGGUAACAGAUGAUAGAGGCCAAGAGUUUGGUCUUGGUAGUCUCCGGAGACACUAUGGCAACGGGAAGAGGAAGAGAGGGGCAGGGACCUCAACUGUCUGUGCUAUUUCGGAGAUGCAAGAGCAGUUGCAAGCUGCUCAACGCAAAAUUGAAGAGCAGGCAGCGGCUAUUGCUGCACGGCAAGUGGAAUCAGCUAAGCAACUUGACCGCAUCGGCAAUCUGGAGAUGGUCUUGAGCUAA